Molecule: messenger RNA, 2254 nt
Organism: Cricetulus griseus (Chinese hamster)
Lineage: Eukaryota; Metazoa; Chordata; Mammalia; Rodentia; Cricetidae
Source: RefSeq, a predicted model, not a curated record
ACGGUGUGCUCAGCUCCCACACUAAAGGCCAAGCCAAGAACAAGGAUGGGCAGCAGAAGGAUCCCAGCCGCAGUCACCUGGCCUACGGCAUCUUGGACAGCCCACCAUGGUAUCUCUGCAUCUUCUUGGGGAUCCAGCACUUCCUCACAGCCCUGGGGGGCCUCGUGGCUGUGCCACUCAUUCUAGCCAAGGACCUGUGCCUGCAGCAUGACCCCCUGACCCAAAGCUACCUCAUCAGCACCAUUUUCUUUGUCUCUGGCAUCUGCACCCUCUUGCAAGUGUUUUUUGGGGUCAGGCUGCCGAUUCUCCAAGGAGGGACCUUUGCUUUUGUGGCACCCUCUCUGGCCAUGCUCUCUCUCCCUGCCUGGAAAUGUCCAGAGUGGACUCUCAAUGCCAGCCUGGUGAACACCAGCUCUCCUGAAUUCAUUGAAGAGUGGCAGAAGAGGAUCCGAGAGUUGCAGGGUGCUGUCAUGGUGGCUUCCUGUGUCCAGAUGCUGGUGGGUUUCUCGGGCCUCAUUGGCUUUCUCAUGCGAUACAUCGGCCCCUUGACCAUCGCUCCAACCAUUGCCCUGGUGGCCCUGCCUCUCUUUGAGUCUGCCGGCAAUGACGCUGGGAUCCACUGGGGGAUUUCUGCCCUGACCAUCUUUCUCAUCGUGCUCUUUUCUCAGUACCUCAAGAACGUCAUGGUGCCUGUGCCCGUUUAUGGAAGAGAGAAGAAGUGCCACAUCUCCAAAUUCAACCUGUUCCAGGUCUUCCCUGUGCUGCUGGCCCUCUGCCUUUCAUGGCUCUUCUGCUUCGUUCUCACUGUCACCAACACCCUCCCCAAGUCCCCCACAGCAUAUGGAUAUUUGGCCCGCACAGACACCAAAGGGAGCGUGCUGAGCCAGGCCCCUUGGUUUCGCUUCCCUUACCCAGGACAGUGGGGGCUCCCCACCAUCAGCCUGGCUGGAGUCUUUGGGAUCAUUGCUGGAGUGAUCUCCUCCAUGGUGGAAUCGGUGGGUGACUAUCAUGCCUGUGCUCGGCUCGUUGGGGCCCCACCCCCUCCGAAACACGCCAUCAACCGUGGCAUUGGCAUCGAGGGCCUUGGCUGCUUACUGGCAGGGGCCUGGGGGACCGGGAAUGGUACCACCUCCUACAGCGAGAACGUCGGGGCGUUGGGCAUCACCAGGGUCGGGAGCAGGAUGGUGAUCGUCACUGCAGGCUGUGUGCUGCUUCUGAUGGGCAUGUUUGGGAAGAUUGGGGCGGCAUUUGCCACCAUCCCUACCCCGGUGAUUGGAGGCAUGUUCCUUGUCAUGUUCGGGGUCAUCAGCGCUGUGGGGAUCUCCAACCUGCAGUAUGUGGACAUGAAUUCAUCCAGGAACCUCUUUGUGUUUGGCUUCUCCAUCUACUGUGGGCUCGCCAUCCCCAACUGGGUGAACGAGAACCCUGAGAAGUUGCAGACAGGGGUUCUCCAGCUGGACCAGGUCAUCCAGGUGCUCCUGACCACAGGCAUGUUUGUUGGUGGAUUUCUGGGCUUUGUCUUGGACAACACCAUCCCUGGCACCCUGGAGGAGAGAGGCCUCUUGGCAUGGAGUCAAAUCCAGGAGGAUUCUGAGGAGACUGUGAAGGCCUCGAAGGUCUACGGCCUUCCCUGGGGGAUUGGCACCAAGUUCUGUACAUCUUCAUGUACCCGGGUCCUCCCGUUCUGGCCCAGGCUAGACCACCGUGGGCAUGAGAUGGGAGUGAGCCAGCUCACUCUGUGUUCCCAGACUCCCUCAGGAAAGAACCUGUGGGGUGUUACAGAAACCAAGAUGUGAAGAGAAUUGCUUGACUCCCAUCUCCUCAUAGUCAAACUUGGGCCACCCACCUGCCUGCGAAAUGCAAGGAUCUCUGUUCACAAAUGGGUCCUUCCCGGCGCCUCCCACGCCUGCGCGAUGUGACGGCCCAGCAACGUUGAUGAAGAGCAUGAUCUGUGUGAGUGAGGCUGGCCUCAGCCAUCCUUCUGCUGUCUCAGCUCCAGUGUGGACACGACUCUGGGAUCUACACAGAAGUCUGCUAUUUCACGAUGCUCUAGAGGAUCCCGAGCAGCAGCACGGGGUGAACAGGGGCAGGCUGUUGGCUGAAAAGCGAUGGGGCCAGGCAGCCUGUAAUCCUGGCCGCUCAAGAGGCUGCACAGGAGGAACACAAGCUCAAAGACUGCCUGGGCUACAGUGGCUUUAUGGCUAGCUGGGCCAACUUAGCAAGUUCCUGUCUCAAAAUAAAAAGUGAAAAGCAA